GUGGAUAUGUGCAUAUGGUUCUCCUCAGUCCAGGUCCUCUAUGUUCGGUUCUCUGAUCAGUCAGUUGAGGAUGGAGAUGCUGAGAUGCUGCUGGACCCAUCCUCUUACUCGCCGGCGCUCGAGCGGGCGCGCUCCUACGUCACGCCCCUUUUCCCCUCCCCCCUCCCUCCCCUUAGCAACAGAGCGACAGCAAGAUGGCGGCCCCCAGUAACGCGGAGCGCUCUCCCGAGCCCUCGGCGCCGCUGAAGGCCCCCAAAACCGAGGCUCCGUCGCCGGAUUCGGAGGACCUGAGUGACGGCAACCCGUACCACUCCAACUCCUCCACGCCCAGCCGCUUCUCCCCGCUGAAUGUGGGCGUGUCGGCGCCGGGGGCGGCAGGCCGGAGCGGCGCGGCCUCGGCUGCCUCUAACAGCUUCACGGUGUGCCGCGGAAUGUCGUGGACGCCGUCCGAGACCAACGCGCUGAUCGCCGUGUGGGGGAACGAGAGGCUGGCCGAGGCGCGGAUGCAGCAGCUGGAGGUGGCGGGCACCGUGUUCUCCGGGAAAGCGCCCGGACCGGCCAUGUACGAGCGGGUGUCCAGAGCCCUGGCGGAGCUGGGCUAUGAGAGGACCCCGUCUCAGUGUCGAGAGAGGAUGAAGACCCUGAGAAGAUGCUACAGUCGCGUGAAGGAGCAUGGUAUCGGGAAACGAAAGAGCAGUUACUCCAUCGAGCAGCUGGAGAAGGUGUUUGGGCAGGGUGGAUGGGACUCCCAGAGCUGCCAGCCAGUCCUAAUUAACAGCAGCGGCCUAUAUCAGGAGAUGGAGUCUGAUGGCAGUACGAUGGAGGACUACCCUCAGGAGGACUGGUGCAACCAGGACCUGUCUGCGGUCUUCCAGGAGGGGGAGAUAGAGGCCGAGGAGAUUCAGCUUCCAAAGAAUAGAGUUCUACAGUUAAGACCAGAGGCCUCUGAGCAUUCCCAACGCCAAGACCUAAUGCAGAACGUAGUGCGCAUCCUGGAGUCCGUGGAGGUCAAAUGGGAGCACUUCCAGACGUGGACGGAUUUCUCACGUCUUCACCUCUCCAACAAGUUGGCCAUCUUCGGCGUGGGCUACAACACUCGCUGGCGUGAGGAAAUCCGCUACCACUAUGCUGAGAUCAGCUCUCAGGUUCCUCUGGGAAAACGGCUGAGGGAGUACUUCAACCCUGAAAAGACAGAGGGCAGGGUCAUCAUGACCAAAGUGCAGAAGAUGAACUGGAAAAAUGUAUAUUAUAAGUUUUUGGACAUCACGAUUAGCGAAGCACGCUGCCUGGAGCUCCACAUGGAAGUGGACUGGAUCUAUAUUGCACAAACCAGCGCUUCAGGCUGCAGCAACGGCUCACAGUACCUCUUGCCAGGGGGCAUACCGAAAACCUACGGUCUUUAUGCUAUCGGGUAUGAGGAGAGGACAGGGACUAGCACCUCCAGCAGAGAAGACAACGGUUCCUCUUCUGGGGAAAUAGAGACAGACCGUGGCGAGAAAAGGCGAAAUAGGACAUCAGCCAAAGUGACUUACUGCUACCUCGGCAUAGCGGAGGACCGCACCCUGCAGCAGUGCCUGGUCCAGCACUUUCAAAGUUCAGGCAAACACUGCACUCGCGGUGAGCCCUCUGCCAUCACCAGGUUCCUUCAGGAGAACUGCUCCGUCCGGCCCAAGGACGAGGACUCUUCUUCCAGCUUGCCAAUGUACAUUAAAUUCAUCGAGGUGGAGCUUGACUUUCUCUCUGCCGGGUCCUUGGUUGAAUGUUUAGAAAUCGCAAUCGGGUAUCCAUUAAAGUUCAACAAGAAGGACAGCUUGUAACUGCUUGUUUUCCAUUCACUUGGCCUAAAAGAUGUACUUGACUAAAGUCUGUGUUGCACACCAUAUUGAAGAAAUCUAGGCACCGGUCACCUCGUAAUCUAGACUUUUCCGUCAGAAGAAAAGAACUGGUUAAAAACGUGUAGGAUUUAGAAGCGGGCUGUUCAGUCUGGCUGUGUUUUCAGUCUAAUUGACCAGACUGCAAAUGUUCAGGAAGGCUGGUGUUUUUCCCUUGCAGUAUUGCUUUAUCAGGGAGUCUCGGGUCUCUUCAGGUUGAAAUGAGGGAGAGAGGGGCAGACGCCCUCUCUGUUUUAAAACUGCCUUUAUUUUUAUCUAUCCUACUACCAAUGCAUCAGAGGUUAAAUGAUACGAGUGUGUGUUGGGACAAGGGCACUUUUCAAUUCCCAUUAAAAACUGUGGGGAAGAAAUAAACUAUAAAUAUAAAGUUUAUCGCUAUAGAAGUCUAUAUAUAUAAAUAUUUAAGUAUAUUGAUGUUGUCAAGCAUUCCAGCAUUUCCAAAAAAUGCAUUGAGAAGAUGUUUUCAGAGUAUCAGUAUGUGUUUAUAUUUGUUUUUAUUUGUGAACUCACGCAGUGUCUUUAUGUAUAAUUGUUUCCAGAUCACAGUAUUGUUUACAUGUUUGGGAGGAAAGCUAAAUAAAUGGGGCACUGUUCACUCAUUUGCCAUUUAAGAAUUAUAUUAAAAGUGAAUGUGUUUCUCAGAUCA
Messenger RNA from Astyanax mexicanus (Mexican tetra), 2538 nucleotides. It is a transcript of the gene msantd2, whose product is annotated as myb/SANT-like DNA-binding domain-containing protein 2. The transcript is spliced from 4 exons. The coding region runs from base 195 to 1817 and encodes 540 amino acids. The record is from RefSeq and is a predicted model, not a curated record. Lineage: Eukaryota; Metazoa; Chordata; Actinopteri; Characiformes; Acestrorhamphidae.